GCCGGGCUGUCCCGGCGGCCACGCAUCGAUCUCGUUCGGGUCGAAGGUCCGGCCAGGUCGUAACUCCAGCCACUCUUUCGCCACCUGGAGUCAUCGCCCCGCCCACCCCUCCAUUCCCGGAGCCACGCGGCCCGGAGGCCUCGCUCUUCCCGGGGGCCCCCGAGCCGCGGGCCGGCCGCCGCCAGGUGCAAAGAGACAGGUCAGCGGUGACCCGCCCCCGGGAGGCGGCGCCUGGCUGAGCCGAGCAGCCGGCGGCCGCGACCCCGGGCCUCCCUCUGCAGCCCCCGCGCGCCGCGCCGCCGCGCCCCCGCGCCCUCCCGGCCGAGCAACAGGUGAAGCGCCCGCCGGCCGGCGGCGCCUCCGCGGGUCGGUCCCUCCCCGCCCACCGCGCGCCGCCCCUCUCCACGCCCCCUCCCCUCGGCCGGGCCUCCGCCGCCUCCCUCGGCCGCCGGCGGCUUCCCCCUCGCCGGGUCUCCCGCCGCGGCGCCCCCGCGCAGCCCGAGAGCCGGCGCUCGCCGAGGAGAGGGGGGCGCCGCGCGCUCGCCAGACUCGCGCCGCGGCCGGACGGGCCCGGGCGGGCGCCCCCGCGCGCCCCCGUCCCGCCGCCGCCGCGCUCCCCUCCCCCCGCCCCCGGCCGGUGUCCCCGGGCUCGGAGCCGCGCGGCCCGCCUGGACGCGCCGGUGGUCCCCGAGGCGGGGCGGGCGCUGCCCGGCCCCGGCGCGACGAUGGAGGAGCCGCAGCGCGCCCGCUCCCACACGGUCACCACCACCGCCAGCUCCUUCGCCGAGAACUUCUCCACCACCAGCAGCAGCUUCUCCUACGACCGCGACUUCCUCCGCACCAUGCCCGGGCUCCUCAUCGUGGCGGAGAUCGUUCUGGGACUGCUGGUAUGGACACUCAUCGCUGGAACGGAGUACUUCCGGGUCCCUGCCUUUGGCUGGGUCAUGUUCGUAGCUGUGUUUUACUGGGUCCUCACCGUCUUCUUCCUCAUCAUCUACCUAACGAUGACCUACACCAGGAUCCCCCAGGUGCCCUGGACCACGGUGGGUCUGUGGUUUAACGGCAGUGCCUUCGCCUUAUACCUCUCAGCCGCUAUUGUGGACGCAUCUUCCGUCUCCCCAGAGAGAGACAGUCACAACUUCAACAGCUGGGCGGCUUCGUCGUUCUUUGCCUUCCUGGUUACCAUCUGCUACGCUGGAAACACUUAUUUCAGUUUUAUAGCUUGGAGAUCCAGGACCAUACAGUGAUUCACCAUUUUGAAAAUUAAAAGGGGGGAAAAAAAGGAAGACUCACUGUAAACAAACAAACAAAAAACAAACCUGUAGGUAUAAUGUAUAUUUCCAGAGAUUUGUAUUUAACUAAUGUUUUUAUAUACUUAGUUAAAUUUGCUCACACUGGUUUGUUACAAUUAAACUGGAUACUUAUCUGCUGUA
Molecule: messenger RNA, 1433 nt
Organism: Cervus elaphus (red deer)
Lineage: Eukaryota; Metazoa; Chordata; Mammalia; Artiodactyla; Cervidae
Gene: CMTM8
Product: CKLF like MARVEL transmembrane domain containing 8
Exons: 4
Coding region: 726-1247 (173 amino acids)
Biological process (GO): myelination
Cellular component (GO): membrane
Molecular function (GO): structural constituent of myelin sheath
Source: RefSeq, a predicted model, not a curated record